CCUGUGGAAGUGGAUCCAAGUCUAUUCGGGAUGAGCCACAUCCUGAGGCGAAGCCCCCUCUGGUGGUUACAUGGCAAUUCAUGCCCAGAAUUAUCAGGAUAUUUAAGUUCUGGGUGGAGACUUGGAGCCAAACCAGUGUUUCAGCUCUGUAGUCUGCAGAAGCCCUAGCAGAGGGGCUGGAGACUUUCUCAAUCAUGGCAGCAAGCCCUGACCCUGUCCUCAGCAGGCCAGCCGUUAACCAGGAAUUGUCCGAUCUCUUCAACGAGCUGUGGAGGUUGGAUGCGAAUCGCAUGAAGCCUGGGACGGACUACACUCUCUCCGUUCAGGGCCGAGCUGGGUUUGUGAGCCAGGGCAGCCAUGUUGUUCGGGACCACGCCUCACAGCCUCUGUUCUCCAGCGUAGACGAGGUCAAACUGAGGAACGCCACCACCUUCUCCCGUGAGCCGAUGCUCCCCGUCCCUGCCCGGACGCGCAGGCCCCUCGCUGACCGUGCUGGCUUCAUGGGACUUCUGGACAACUAUGAGCGGUCCACAGGGGUGAUGGAGCGGGUCACACCAGAGGAGCUGGCAGAAGUCAGUCUCUUCCUGGAUGCCGUUUUGGAGACGGAAGUCAUGAAGCCUCUCGUAAAGGAGAAAAAGAGGAAAAAGCUCCAGAUGUACUUCAUAAAAAAUGUGGGCCGAGAGGCUUCAGAGCUGCAGCGAGGGGCUGGGGCCCCCGUCAGGGGGGACCAGCACAGCCUGCUGAGCUAUCUGGCUUUCAAACGAGCUCAUCAGUAUCUGGUGAGCAAAGGUCAGUCCAGCGCCGACUUGAGGCAGUUCAAGAAUCAGCUCAACCUGAUUUGGUUCCACCUCUACCACCGGCAGAGGAACGCAGGCCUGGACUCCUGCGGGUUCGAGCACGUCUUUGUGGGCGAGAUGAGAUCCGGGACGGAAAUCAUCGGCUUCCACAACUGGAUCCAGUUCUACCUGCAGGAAAAGAACAGGCACCUGGACUACAAAGGUUACAAGGCCCGGGAAAACGACUUGCCUGACCACGACGACCACGUUCUGAACAUGCAGUUCAGCUGGCACGGCCUGGUGAAACCGGUGGGCAGCGCCUUCAUCGGGACCAGCCCGGAGUUCGAGAUGGCCCUCUUCACCGUGGUCUUCCUCAUGAACACGGAGAGGAGCACCACGGUGCUGGUCAACGUGGACCAGUGUCAGAUGGAGCUGGUGGUGGUCAGGCACGGCCGCUCGCUGGGGACGGCCUACCCCAAACUGCUCAGCAGCAACAGCAGACACGUCAGACAGCCCUCGCACUGACCCACACGGCCCAGACGGAGCUGAUUAGGUUGAUGAGAUGCGGUUUUUGAUAAUUUUAAAACCAUUUAAAAAUAGUUAGCAAUAUAAAACAAAAAGUUGCGAUUCAGUGUGUUUGAUGUUGACUGAAAUGUUGACUAGAUCUACCUUAAAAGUGUAAACGACAGUAUUGAAUUAUUGUAAUACUGUUGUUUCUAAUGAAAAUAAAGGUUUGAUAAUAAAGGUGAAGCAUUACUAAAGCACAUGGAUAUCAUGUUAGUGCAUCGUUUUGAUACAGCCCUUCAGCAAAUCCACAAUUUCGUAAUUUUGUCUGGAUUAUCUAAAGCAGAGUUGACAAAACAUUGUCACACACCAGACCUCAAACUGCAAGUGUUUGUCUGACUAUGACCAAAGUAUUUUCCGUUUUUCCAGAGAAGCCACAACAUCAACAAAUUUAGCCCAAUAUAAUGAUGGGCAAAUGCCAUUUACUGGCUAUAUCACACUCAUCUUACUGCGAUUCAUUAUGAGAUAUACAUUUAAAAUACUAUGACUAUGUUCAUGCAGUUUUACCAGAUAUCAUCCAUUAUUAGUAGUUGGAUGCGAGCAGGCUUUUCUAACACUGUAUACAAUUUUAUUUGAUUUUUUUUACAAUCCAAAUUUAACAAAAUCAUGUAAUAUUUUCUGUGAUGAAAUAAAAUGAAUUUUUCCAGAAUA
Molecule: messenger RNA, 1991 nt
Organism: Menidia menidia (Atlantic silverside)
Lineage: Eukaryota; Metazoa; Chordata; Actinopteri; Atheriniformes; Atherinopsidae
Source: the annotation of a GenBank genome assembly